AUGUUUUUUGUGUUGCUCUCUCUCUCUCUCUUUGUUUCGGCUACCAAUCACUUUUAUUUCCUUGAACUUUUCAUGGGGUUUGCAAGUGAUGUCUCUACCUUUUUGCCAUUUCAUUUUUGAACCCAACUUUCUACUCUACAACGUGCUUACACAUGUUCAAAUCUUAUCUAAUAUUAAGUAAAAAUUUAUAGAGAAGAUGGGUGGUUUAGCAUUGGACAAAGGUGGCAGCUUUGGUGUCUUUGCACAGAUCCCUUCACUUCCUUGGCCUAUGGUUCACCAUCAUAUUGCGGGUUUAUAUGAUGGACGUUGUCUCUUGUCUCACUAAAAUAUCAAGUUCAUAAGCACGACAAGUGCUUGCUUAAAUGCCUAAGUGAACAUUUCUAACUGUGCUUUACAACCUUAUCUCAAAGGUCUGUAAUGUUGUUAUUGUUUUUCUUUUAGGGAUACAGGAAACUUGAUCAUAUGUUAUAUGUUUGAGGAUGUUUGGAUACAAGCUUAGAAGAGUUUUUGUAAGUUUCUCUAUUGAAAAAUUUUCAGUAGAGAAACCCUCAAAACUGCUUUUAAUUUGUAUUCAAAUAGACUCUUUAUAUUCUUUGGUUGUAUGGUUUUGGGUGAAAUUACAAGUCACAACAGCUUUCGGUUUACAUUCUGAGAUCUUGUGCUGGUGUUGUUGUUGCCCAGUCUAUUUGCCAUCACAACCUUCAUGCACUGAAGCACACACCCUAUGUGAACUAUAAAGCUUAGCCUGUCUCUGAGUGUUUAGGGAAGAGAAUUCACAGUUACACUGCUUCAAAAACCAACUUUUGCUGUUGCAAUUAUGAGUAUCAUUCCUGUGUAUACAAAGCGGGGAAGAUGCAUUUUUAGGUUUGACUGAGACUUAAUAUCUGGAAUCAAUUGUUGAUUCCAUGUGAAUCUUUGGAUCAAAGUCUAUUGAAUUGUGUUCUUUUCUACAUGUGAGGGAAACACAUAUGCUUGGGUUUUAGGUGGAGGCUGGCAUCAGUUUUGUAUGGCGAUGGCAUGGGUCGGAUUCUAGUCUCCACAGUAUUGCUGUUUGUCUAAAAUGUGAAAACUGAAAAUUCAAUCCUGAUGUGAGAACUGUGUCAUUGUCGCUUUAGAUCUACAGUCUGGGUCAUAAUGGUUGUUUUUUUGGAUGCAAUCAACUUCUAAAUUAUGCAUUGAUAUGCUUAUGCAAAUGCUAGGUAACAAAGUUGCAAUGGCGUCCUGUUACUUCAAUCCUAUCCCUAUUAGCUCUCAGCUCAUUUCUGCAGAUUUAUCUAGAAAAUUCAAGAUUCCAAAGCUUCUUCACAAGCAGAAAAAGAGGUUUGAUGGUUCACCUAGAUCCUCAAAAAUUACUGCAUUUUAUGGCCUGAAGACACCUCCUUAUGAACUUGAUGCCUUAGAGCCAUAUAUGAGUAAGAGGACAAUUGACAUGCACUGGGGUGAAUAUCAUCGGAAUUUUAUAGAAGGUUUGAACAAACAGCUAGAAAAGGAUGAUAUACUAUAUGGUUACACCUUGGAUGAACUAGUCAAAGUGACAUACAACAAUGGGAAUCCGUUCCCCGAAUUCAACAAUGCAGCUGAGGUACUUAUUAGAUUGAUUGCUCUCUGGCUUGGAUCAUUUUAAAUUGAUUAUGAAAUUGCUCCCUUAUUCAUAAAACUAUUCAAAAUGCUCCGGUGUAUAUUAUAUAGUAAAAUUAGAUAUACACAAUGUGGACAAUAUUAACCAUCCCCAAAGAUUUGCAGAAUCACACUCAUCUAUCAUCUUUCUUCAGAAAUUACACCCACUUUCUUUAUUUAUUUAUUUUUGUCUCUAUGCAAGGCUGUUGUAUAAUGGUAUAUUAUGACUGAAAAAGAAAAGUUGAAGAGGUCAGGUGAGAUUAGUUUAGAUAAAUCUCAAGUAAAUGUAAUGUACUCCAAGUUAUUUUUAUUCAAAGAAAUAAACAGAAAUUUUAUUGUUGGGGAAUAUAACUAUAUGAAAUUAUAUAUAUCAAGCAAUGGUAUAAUAAUUGAUUACAUGUAUUCAAUGUGAGAGUGAAUCUUCGUAAUACAUAAAUAAAGGGAAAUAUUUAAUUUAACACUUUCAAAGUGUAAAAUUUCAUCUUUUAGCUUCAAAAGUUUGUGUGUUUGGAAUCAAAUCCAUAAUGAGGAUCAUUACUCUCUCUCCUCAUCUAACAAAAACAACAAGGAGUAGCUUCUCCAUCAAUUGAACCUAUUUGAUGUGAUUUUUAUUGUUGAUGGGAUUUUAUGAUGUUCCAAAGAUGCUCUUAUAGAGGGCUUCAUUAUUCUGAAAUACUAGGAUAAUAUUGGCUUUAUCACAAGAUAGGGACAAUAUUUUGACAUGUUACUGGCCUAUUGCUAUAGAAUAGGAACUGAACAUGACAAUUAUUACUUAUAAAACUUCAAUAUCUUUGAGGGUGGGUACCCAGUACCCAAUGCACAGUUUUUCUUAAUUCCAACCU
This is a messenger RNA of Cajanus cajan (pigeon pea), 2459 nucleotides long. The record is from RefSeq and is a predicted model, not a curated record. Lineage: Eukaryota; Viridiplantae; Streptophyta; Magnoliopsida; Fabales; Fabaceae.